Molecule: messenger RNA, 3045 nt
Organism: Daphnia carinata
Lineage: Eukaryota; Metazoa; Arthropoda; Branchiopoda; Diplostraca; Daphniidae
Product: LIM/homeobox protein Lhx2-like
Exons: 5
Coding region: 305-2185 (626 amino acids)
Biological process (GO): regulation of transcription by RNA polymerase II; neuron differentiation
Cellular component (GO): nucleus
Molecular function (GO): RNA polymerase II transcription regulatory region sequence-specific DNA binding; DNA-binding transcription factor activity, RNA polymerase II-specific
Source: RefSeq, a predicted model, not a curated record
UCUUCAACAGCAGUCGGCCGACGUGGUAGGCUUAAUCGACGUCACCGUCGACGGACGCGGGACUCACGCCAGUCCCCGUUCUGUACCUUCGCUUUUGCACAAAAUCCCAAUCAGCCGACAUUUCGAAGAAGAAUAAGUGAGUGAUAUCGUUCGAAAAGUGAAACUCAGUGGAACUAAAUCAGCCAGACGAAGGAUCGUUUAAAACAGGAUCAAGGUGUGUGAUUGAAUUGCACAGGUGGAACGGGGUAGCAACAAAAAUUUGUGCGUGCAGAAAAGCCGACCGGGAUUUUGAGAGAAGGCCAACAUGCCGGUGAUGUCGACUGAGAGUGCCGGUGACGAUCAACAGGCCACUGCAGUGACCAUCAAACACGAAUCGUCUGCUAGCAUGCAUCAGUUGCUAUCGAAUUCCGUGGCGGCCGCAACAGCCUCCUCGGGCGGCGGGCUCGGUAGCACCAUCGGCGGCAUUGUCGGCAGUGAACAUUCGCCGUCGCCGACGACGCUUUGUGGAGGAUGCGGAUUCAAAAUCACCGAUCGUUACUAUCUGGUAGCCGUUGAAAGAGCCUGGCACAGCGAGUGUCUCAGGUGCGGAGAGUGCCGACGGCCGCUAGACACUGCCCUCUCCUGUUUCGCUCGCCAGUCACGCAUCUACUGCCGCGACGACUACUACAGAUUGUUCGGCGUGAGACGUUGCAACCGCUGUUGCCUGCCGCUCGGAUCCAACGAACUGGUCAUGAGAGCCCGCGACGCCGUCUUCCACCUGGCUUGCUUCACUUGCGCCGCAUGCAACCAGCCGUUAACGAAAGGCGACAUUUUCGGGAUGCGGGACGGCAUCGUUUAUUGCCGACUUCACUACGAGAUGCUGCAACAUCCGACGGGUUCCUUGGGCUCAACGCAUCAGCCACAUCAGCACGGCCUAAUAAUGCCGCAUCAGCACAUACAGGGAAACAAUAACGGCCUAAUGGGCAGCUCAGAUGGCCCUUGCGAUCUCUCGUCGUGCGGACCUCACCACGGCCUUUUGCCUCCGUCAGGAUUUCAUCAUCCGCAUCAUUUGAUACCGCCGGAAUCAGUCAGCCCAAGCCAACACAUGAUUAACAUCCUCUCUUCAGCCAGCAUAGGAGAUCCAGCUGUCGAUGCGUCUUAUCCAUCCGGAAUGCGUCCGAACGUCUUCGGUGGGAGCGUGGCCGGCGGUGGACAAGAUUACCUCCACAAUCCAUCAGUCAACGAUUUUCAACGAUGUUUAGGCGGCAGUGGAUCGGCUGUUUCCAGUUUCUUCCCUUCGUUAUCGGGAGGUCUCGGUAACGCCGGCCUAGGAGGAAGCUCACCCAGCGCUGGAUCGAUGGGACAUCAUCACAGUGUUCAGAAAGGCAGGCCGCGAAAACGAAAGAUUCCGGCUGCAGCAGCGGCAGUGACAGCAGCGGCCGCUCUCGCCCAUUCCGGCAACAAUAACAACAACGGCAAUGUUGGUGGCUCGACGGGCAAUCACGCGGACUCGUCCAUUCUCGGUCAGCAACAACACCUGAACGCUGCCAAUUUGAGACAACUCACUGCAGGAAUCGACAUGUUGGGUUCAAGCGCGGAUCUGUCUUCGAUGGAGGGAAUGGUGUACGACAGUUCGGGCACAAACGGAAGCGCCAGUGGAGGUGGCGGAGGCGGAUCUUCGUCCCAACAACAGCAGCAACAACAGAGGACAAAGCGGAUGCGAACGUCCUUCAAACACCACCAACUACGAACCAUGAAGUCCUACUUCGCCAUCAAUCAGAACCCGGACGCCAAGGAUCUCAAACAACUGGCUCAAAAAACGGGUCUCUCCAAACGCGUCCUCCAGGUUUGGUUCCAGAACGCCAGAGCGAAAUGGCGCCGCAACAUAAUGCGACAGCAAGAUGGCGGCGGCAGUGGCGGCGGAGGCGGAGUGGGCGGAGGCGGAGGAGGGGCUGGCGGAACGUCUUCGAUCAAAGAUGGCGACCUUCUGACAGCGUCGGCGUCGUCGUCGCAGCUCGAACAACAACAACAGCACCCUCAUCACCAUCAUCAUCAUCAACAGCCGCAUCAACCGCAACAACCGCACCGCGUUUCGGCCUCCCUGGGUGAGCUGACUCCACCGGGAAGCGCUGGCGGCAUGACCCACUCGUCAGCCGUCUCCAACGAAGACGCCAGCUCCAAUUUAGUCUUCAGUGAUCUGUACUAGAAAUAACUACAUACAUGCUACUUACACCGCUGUACCACAAUAGAAUUUUUUGACCCUUAAUAUACACAAUGAUUGCCAACUGAUUGGUACCCAAACAAACGCAACUAUAUACGUACAAUAUGGAGACGAAGAGAGGACAACUUCGAAUUCUCGAAAUUGAUUGUGUCUCUCAAUGAUUUGGUGCUGUCGUCUUUGCUCUUUGUAAUUUUUGUUUUGAUUUUUUUUUUCUUUUUCAAUCGAGUUUUUGUUGCAGUUUCACAUUUUGCCAGCGUUACGUAGGACUAUGACAUCGCUAACGACGUCGUUGAAUUUGCUCUCUUUAUGAAUCUAUAUAAAGACUUGUGUACUACACGACGUCGGUGUAGAGUUGAUGUAGAUUGUUAUCGUCCUUCAGCUGCAUAAUCCGAUCCCUUUCUUUUUUCUUUUCUACAAGGUUCUUUUUGUGACACAUUUAAGUUCACGAUUUGCUCGGGGGGAUUCUUGCAAAAUAGUUUCGUUUUUCCGAUUACGAUCGGUUCGUGAUCUAAAGGAAUAAUCAAUUAAUUUUCUUUCGGGGACUAGAGAUCGUGCCAAGUGAAGCAGAUCUUUUGAUCCUUUUUUGGUUUGUUUUAUUUUUCUUUUUUUCUCAAAUUUUUUUUGGUUGUUUAACGAAAAGCCCUUUUUGGUUGAAAUUCUAUGGAAUAUGUGUUUAAAAAAUGGAUUUACAUACAUUAAUUUAUACACGAGAUUCCUCACCGCUGACGGCGGCUGUUGCGAUGUGUUCAGCACAUCCCUUAAAAAAGUUGCCGUCGGGGAAUGUCAUCAACGUCAUUCUCAGUGACGAUUUUCAUGAUGAAACAAUAAACGUUCCUGUCUUUGCA